This is a messenger RNA of Arxiozyma heterogenica, 1461 nucleotides long. RefSeq lists its product as uncharacterized. Gene Ontology annotation, biological process: carbohydrate phosphorylation; glucose metabolic process; glycolytic process. Bases 1 to 1461 code for a protein of 486 amino acids. Gene Ontology annotation, cellular component: cytosol; mitochondrion. The transcript has a single exon. NCBI's taxonomy places the organism in Eukaryota, Fungi, Ascomycota, Saccharomycetes, Saccharomycetales, Saccharomycetaceae. The record is from RefSeq and is a predicted model, not a curated record. Gene Ontology annotation, molecular function: fructokinase activity; glucokinase activity; mannokinase activity.
AUGGUUCAUUUAGGUCCAAAAAAACCACCUGCAAGAAAGGGCUCCAUGUUGGAUGUCCCACAAGAAUUGAUGAGAGAAUUAGAGGUCUUGGAAAAUGCCUUUUCAGUUUCCAAUGAUCAAUUGGUUCAAAUUUCUGAGCAUUUUGCCCAUGAAUUAGCUAAGGGUCUUUCAAAGCAAGGUGGUAAUAUUCCAAUGAUUCCUGGUUGGGUUAUGGAAUAUCCAACUGGUAAGGAAUCUGGUGAUUAUUUGGCUAUUGACUUAGGUGGUACCAACUUAAGAGUCGUCUUGAUUAAAUUAGGUGGUGACCGUACUUUUGAUUCCACUCAAUCCAAGUAUAGAUUACCUGAUGAAUUAAGAACCACUCAAAACAGAGAUGAUUUGUUUGGUUUCAUUGCUGACUGUUUGAAGAAUUUUGUUGAUGAACAAUAUCCAAAUGGUGUUGAAAAACCAUUACCUUUGGGUUUCACCUUCUCCUAUCCAGCUUCUCAGGAUAGAAUUAACCAAGGUGUGUUACAAACAUGGACUAAAGGUUUUGAUAUUCCAAACGUUGAAGGUCACGACGUUGUUCCAUUAUUAAUGGCUCAAAUUGAAAAGAGGAACAUUCCAAUCAAGGUUGUUGCCUUAAUUAACGAUACCACAGGUACCUUAGUUGCCUCUUUAUACACUGAUGGUGAAACUAAGAUGGGUGUCAUUUUUGGUACUGGUGUCAAUGGUGCCUAUUAUGAAGUUGUUAAGGAUAUCCCAAAAUUAGAAGGUAAAUUAGCAGCUGAUAUUCCUCCAGAAGGUGUUAUGGCCAUUAAUUGUGAAUACGGUUCCUUCGACAACGAGCAUGUCAUUCUACCAAGAACUAAAUAUGAUAUCCAAAUAGAUAAUGAAUCACCAAGACCAGGUCAACAAACAUUCGAAAAGAUGUCUUCAGGUUACUACUUGGGUGAAAUUUUAAGAUUAGCUAUUGUGGAUUUACACUCUAAAGGUUUGAUCUUAAAGGAUCAAGAUAUGACAAAAUUAAAUACUCCAUUCAUUAUGGACACUUCCUACCCAUCCAGAAUUGAAGAUGAUCCAUUUGAAAACUUGGAAGACACUGAUGAAAUUUUGAUCAAGGAACUUGGUAUUAAAACAACGUUGCCAGAACGUAAAGUUAUUAGAAGAAUCUGUGAAUUGAUUGGUACUAGAGCUGCCAGAUUAAGUGUCUGUGGUAUUGCAGGUGUUUUCAAGAAGAGAGGUUACACCCAUGGUAAUGUCGCAUGUGAUGGUUCUGUUUUCAAUAGAUACCCAGGCUUCAAGGAACAAGCUGCUCAAGCCUUAAGAGACAUUUUUGGCUGGGAGAAAGGUGAAGCUUCUUCUUACCCAAUUGUCUUAAAACCAGCAGAAGAUGGUUCUGGUGCUGGUGCUGCUGUCAUUGCUGCUUUAGCAGAAAAGAGAUUGGAAAAAGGUUUAUCCGUUGGUAUUAUUGGUGCCUAA